Molecule: messenger RNA, 1845 nt
Organism: Salvia splendens (bonfire salvia)
Lineage: Eukaryota; Viridiplantae; Streptophyta; Magnoliopsida; Lamiales; Lamiaceae
Product: zinc transporter 2
Exons: 2
Coding region: 598-1581 (327 amino acids)
Biological process (GO): zinc ion transmembrane transport
Cellular component (GO): membrane
Molecular function (GO): zinc ion transmembrane transporter activity
Source: RefSeq, a predicted model, not a curated record
AAAAUUUUGAUAGUGUUUAUUUUACAUUUACUGCCAGAACUAUGUGGUUUUAAUGGUAGGUGAUUGUAUUGUAUCAAAACCGUGUGUAAUUAUUAAAUGGGGUCUAGAGAGUCAAAUCUAUUUAUUUGAAGCAAAUAUGCUUAACAACAAAAUACCGAAACUGAAUUCUACUUCACCAAGUCUCAUUUCACCAAAACCGUGUGUAUUGUUUGAGGCAUUCCAGAUCAUUCUCUUGUCACUAUGUAUUGUUUAUAUGGCCGGCGCCGCAUAUCAAUGGCUUCUAACUAUUGUCGCCGUCUUUCCUUCCGCUUUUACAUUUGUGUUUCGGCAACGAUAUUAACAAGAAAUUUGUGGUCAAACUGCUUACAAUUAUGACUUAAUCAGCGCAAUGUAUAUAUCAUUUGAAAAUGAACAGCUAAUCAUAAUCUUGCAUCCAUUUUAUUUCUUGGAUUGUAGUGAACACCUAAUUAUAGUACUGCAUCCAUGUUUUUGCGUGGUACUACAACAUAUGUGUACUGCAAAAACAGAGAUAAACACAAGCACUAUAAUUAAUCAUUGCACCAAACAUAGCUAAUUCCAAAUAAACCGUUUCUUUCAAUGCCUUCUUUUAACUCAACUUUCUUGCUCACUCUCCUUUUCCUCCUCCUCCAAUUCUCCGAGAUCAGAGGCCACGGUGGCGGCGACGAUGACCACGACACCAACGCAGCCUCGGGCGACAAGGGGGGUCUGCACGAAAAAGGGCUGGUUCUGGUGAAGAUUUGGUGUCUGAUAAUCAUGUUCGUGACCACUUUCGUCGGAGGCGUGUCACCGUAUUUCUACCGAUGGAACGAGAGCUUUCUGCUGCUCGGGACUCAGUUCGCCGGCGGCGUAUUCUUGGGAACUGCUCUCAUGCAUUUCUUGAGCGAUUCCACCUCCACUUUUGGAGAGCUUACUGAUAAAGAGUAUCCGUUUUCAUUCAUGCUGGCCUCCGCUGGCUAUCUUAUCACUAUGUUGGCUGACUGUGCGGUCUCUCACGUCGUCAGCGGGAGCCAGAAGGAGACCCGAGUCGACGUCGAAGGCGCAGGCAAAGAGGAGGAGGUGGAGCACCACCCUGUUUUUGUGAAGACUACUUCUGUUGGUGACACUAUUCUUCUUAUACUUGCAUUGUGCUUCCACUCCAUUUUUGAGGGCAUUGCUGUUGGAGUUGCUGAUAGGAAAGCCGACGCAUGGAGAAAUCUAUGGACGAUUUCACUCCACAAGAUCUUCGCUGCAGUUGCGAUGGGGAUUGCACUUCUAAGGAUGAUCCCGAAGAGGCCAUUUCUAGCAACCGUGGCAUACUCGUUUGCCUUCGCCAUCUCAAGCCCUGUGGGAGUCGGGAUAGGCAUCGCCCUUGAUGCCACGAGCCAAGGCCGGGGUGCUGACUGGACUUAUGCCAUCUCAAUGGGCGUCGCUUGUGGAGUUUUCGUGUACGUAGCCAUAAACCACUUGAUAGCCAAAGGGUUCAAACCUCAAAACAAGUGCUACUUUGAUACUCCCUUCUUCAAGUUCUUGGCUGUGCUACUAGGUGUUGCACUUAUAUCAGUUGUAAUGAUAUGGGACUAGUCAUUUUCUUAUCAAAUCUAUGUGUACAUUUUUAUUGCCAACAGUAUAAUGUCUAAAAUUUCAAUAUAAUUACUCCAAAAAUGAGUUUUUGUGUAUAGUAGAGGUAUCUGCGGGUACAAGAUCAGUAGUUGGUGUAACUACAAAAAAAAAAAAAAGGAAAAGGAAGAAGAAGCUCAUAGUUUAAUACUUUGUAAUGAUUGUGUUCAUCCAUGAAUCAACUUCAAACCUUAGUAAUUUAAUAAUUGAUCUUGUAUUUUCUACUGA